Messenger RNA from Mya arenaria, 1103 nucleotides. RefSeq lists its product as uncharacterized. Bases 67 to 738 code for a protein of 223 amino acids. NCBI's taxonomy places the organism in Eukaryota, Metazoa, Mollusca, Bivalvia, Myida, Myidae. Gene Ontology annotation, molecular function: protein binding. The transcript is spliced from 3 exons. The record is from RefSeq and is a predicted model, not a curated record.
GGUAAUACAGCUCCUGUAUUAUUACUUGUAACAUCGCAUUAUGACGGAUUUCUUCAGCUGUUGUUAAUGGUCAGUGCGACUCUGGCGUCGGAGCCGCCUAGUCCAGCGUGCUCCAAAUACGACUUCGAGGAAAAGGUUCUCGAGAAAAUGAUUCGCAUGGAGUUCGCUUUUGAAAAAGUGUUGAACGAAAACAAAGUUGUGAGCGAAAAAAUGCAAAUAGCUUUUGGGAAAUUCAGCGAAGUGAUGAAACGAGACUUUAACACAAUAAAAGAGGAGAACGAACGUCUGCACGUGAUCGUAGAUGAGAUGAAAAACCAACAGGAGCAAGCAGAACGUAAACUUGUUUCGCUCAUGGAGGAAAUCGAAAGGAACCAAACUAGCACUCUGGAGGAAGUUAUGACUGAUUCUAACAAUACGUUGGAACAAAUAAGUGCCUCAUUCAAUAACAUAAAAGAUCAAAUCGCUACUCCACUGGUGUAUUUCCACGCUCGCUCUCCACAGACCUUCACCCUGUCCACAGGUGAGGUGAUCGUGUACAAGACAGUGGAGACCAACCAGGGCAACGGCUACAGCGCUACCACGGACCAAAUCGCUACUCCACUGGUGUACUUCCACGCCCGCUCCCCACAGACCACAACUCUGUCCACAGGUGAGGUGAUCGUGUACAAGGCAUUGGAAACCAAUCACGGCAACGGCUACAGCUCCACCACGGGCAAGUUCACCGCUCCAGUACGGUGACUCUACUUGUUCUUCAUGCACACAUGUACGGCUACAAACAAAAAUGCUUAUCUCCAGUUAGUGAAGGAAUGCUCAGUCCUGAUUGCAAGUGUACAGCGUGACAUGGACUAUCAUACCUGUUCUAGUAGUCAGGUGAUUGUUCAGCUUGAUGCCGGGGAAACCGUCUGGGUACAAUGCUCCAGUGGGGCCUCGGGCGGACAUCUGUAUGAUGAUUCUUAUCGAUGGACCUAUUUUGGUGGUGCUCUCAUUCACAACUGACGUGCUUAGGUCAUUGUUCAUAAAAAGCCAAAGGCUGAAAUUACACAAAGAGUAAAUUUCGCAGUGAUUAAAGAGUUAUUAAAAAAAUUAAAUUAUCAUCAACAAUU